AAAUAGCUUGAUAUGUUGUGCUAAAGAAGUAGAUUUGACUGGUAUCCUUUUAUGGGCCUUUACUUUAACACACUGUUUUGUGUAUCUUUAAUACCCCCAAAAAGCGAGUGAUUUUGAGCCGUACAAAUAAGCCGUACAAAUUAGCGACUCCUAAAAAUGCAAGCUUGUUACGUUCGUUAAAAACUUAUACCUUUCCUCAUGAUACAUUAUUGUAUAAAGAAAACCAAUUGUUUACUAACUCUUUUUAAUAAAUGUAUAAUCGCUGUUGUUAAAUGAAAUAUCUCUCAAGAUAUCUAGUCCUUUGUUUAAGUCGAUAUAGUUUUUUGGAAACUGAAAUCUUGGGAGAACCACUUUGUCAAAGUAUACACAAUCAUAGUAAAUGCAUUUCUAUCUGUAUCAAAUCCUUAGUAUCUAAACGAAACCGACCCUUUUCUCUAAUGUUUUUCUGUUAAUUAUGCACUUUUAUAAUUUCAAAUCAUGAUCUGUGUCGCGCUGACGAAGAGAAAAAUUUCAGUUAUGCUCAAUUGUUCAUAAAAUUAUCGGAAAUCUUUCCUUCUUCUUUCUAGAAUUUUCUGAAUGCAACAAAUGGGUAUUAUGCAUGCAAGGCAAUCCUCUCCGAAAGGCCCACGGCUGCAGAUAUUCCAGGCAUGCUCCUUCCUGGGUUAAUGUUUGACUUGGGCACGCAGCUGGCUGGGUACUACCAUUACAAAAGGACCAUCACGGCCGAGGAAGAUCUUUAUCGACUGAAAAGAUUCGAUGGCACUAAAAUGCUAUUCGAGGCUGGCGUAGGCUACAAAUAUUCUGAUCGGGUAUGGCCGAAUUACAACCAACAGGACCGGUUUCCAAAGAGAAAAUGGAAUGGUCGCAAUGAUACUAUCUUGCUCCCGUAUGCUACGAUACCAUCAGGUGUAUUUCAGUACUCAUUUAUGAUGUACGAUAACACUCAAGAUGAAAAAAUAACUAAAGAUGAUGUGAGACUGAAGAAAACAUGGAGAUCGGGCCAUUUGGUAGCCACAGGUGCCUUCGUUGAUUACGCUGUUGAAGACGACCUCAUUUAUUCUCCAAAGUACAUCAUUAACUCGGCGGUUGUAUCAUUGGGUGUCAUACCAAUCCCAAAAGCUCCUGUCGCCUCUGAUAUCAUUAUCACUCUUUGGCAUAGAAAGAAAGGGAUGUUCCAACCCUGGUGCGUCUACUGGCAGUACCUAAGCACUAAUGCUGAAAGUACAAAAUAUCAAAAUGGUUACUGGACAAACUACGGCAUGAGGGUGGUCAAAACGAACGAUACCACAACAAUUUGUGCCGCAAGUCAGGUCACACUGUCAUCAUUUGCCGUUGUUAUGGAACCUUACUACGACCCGCCUCCGGAGCCAACCGACCCAUUUACGCUGGCUACCAUCAUAUUGACGAUUGUGUCAAUCCUCAUACUUCUUGCAUACGUCAUUGCAAUGUACAUGCUUGGGUGCACUCGCACAAAGUACAGCCGUAUGUAUAUCUACAUGGCAGUUGGCUGUUUGAUGUCUCAGCUUGUUUUCUUAUUCGGUCUGUCAAAGAAGGAAGAUUGGGGCAUGUGCACAACACUGUCCGUCAUAAUGCAGCUGUUUCAUACAACGGUAAUGAGCUGGUCAAUGCUGGAAUCUGUGCACCAACUGUCACGCAUUCGCUACUUCUUCAAUGAAGACAAAAGUAACAUCGAGGCUUUCUACAGUGUGAUUGGCUGGGGUUUUCCUUUGGCUGUUAUUAUCUCUCUUAUUGGCUAUCCGUUUGAAAAUUUUACGAAAGUCAGAUAUUGCUGGGUUUACGUUCGAGGAUUCGAUAUGUGGUUCUUCGCCGGGCCACUUGCUGCUCUGUUUAUCAUAAGCUUGGUGCUUCGCCUGAUUACAUUCUACGAAAUUUGGAAACACCCCGAACGUAAAGUGAGAGACAUCAACUACCAGCGCGCAUGGCGCAGUUUGGUGGCUUCGGCUUUCUUUUUGCCUUUAAUUGCAAUUCUUUGGUACGUGGCCACAGUGGGUGUGACAAAGAGUGAUCUUGAUGCCGGACCAUACUUGAUGAUGAUACCUGCCUUUAAUGCCGCAGUGGGCAUCACUGUCUUCAUCUUCUAUUUUUACAAAAACGACGAGGUUCAUGAUGCAUUAGUUGAACAACGAAAGAUCAAAGAAAGGAAACGUCUUCUGAGAUACGAACAUCUUAAGAAUGAUACUUUGAUGAUCUGGUUACUGGUGCUGUCUCCUCCAAACAAAAUGGCGGCUGCUGAUGUCCUCGUGCUGUUUGGUAACAACACUAAACUUGACGACCUUCUCGCAGCUGGACAUCUUUGCAACUGACUCCACUUUUUGGAAUCAAUGUCAAAUAGCCAUGAAUCACUGGAAGGACAAGGGCCAGCCGAGUUCUUUUCACUGAAAAACACGUGGUAAGUUUUUAGUGUUAUCGUAUCUUUUGUUAUUAUAUCAAGUUGGCUAAUUAAUUUAUACGUUGCUGUGAUGAUGAAGAAGAGAGAUAUAGAAUGAUAUACCAACAGACUGAGAAUGCAAACGAAACGUGUACAAAACUAUUUGGAUUAGCAGCAGAAUUUUACUAUUGGGGGAAGUGAAAAAUUUUUGUACAAGCAAGUAAAGAAAUUUGCACGAGUUUCAAACAUAAUUCAUUCAGAGUAGAGUUUCAAAGAUAACUGCUGCUGCUCAGAGUAUGAGCUCAAAAUGGGCCUGGUUUAUUUGGAAAUGCUGGAAAGCAUCGAAAAGUUUGUAUCUGUAAGUAUAAAGCUUCAGUAUCUCGAGAACCUUUACUUAGAAUUGAACAGCGUGUUCAAGACGUUUUAAAGUAGUGAGAAAAGUGGAAGGUAACGAUAUGCAAAACAGAGGGAGCAGAGAAAGCAAAAUAAUGAAUUUGCAAAAUCGACUCUCAAUUUAGUUAUUUAGUGUACAAUCAAUAGAAAAAUUAUGUGUUAGAUCUUUAAGAGAAUACAAAAUAGGUAACAAGGACAACUCUUCAGUGAUAUGAUGCUAGAUUACCUGAGACAACCUCCAAACAUUAGAAUCUUUCUGUCAGGAAGCAAAACACUGCUUUGGGCGUAUCUUGCAUGAGGCAAAACAGGGUUGUACUGGUUAACGCAUUCAUGCAAAGUUUCCCAAGUUUGUCUCCUGAAAUCAAGCUUUUCAACAUCCGACAAUAUGCCUGAGAUUCCGUACCCAUGACUGACAAAUAGACUGCCAUUGAAAACCCCACCAUUCGCCAAAAACCGACUAUCGGGAUCACCUGUUUUCACCCAGACACGACUCCAUUUGGACGAGUUGAAGUCAUACUGGAAUACCUCAUUUGACAAAGAGUUAGAAAAAUCUCUGCUACCAAAAGCUAUUAUGAAUCUAUCACCAUCUGUUCCAUGAACUGUUCCAAAUCUUGGUCCAGGUAUUAUCUCGAGGUCGAUAACUGUGUCGUUUACCCAUUUCCAGCUUUUCUGUUUUAAAUCAAAAAGCCAAGUAUCAGAGUACACCUCGCUUUUAGAUCUUCCUCCAAAUAACACAACAGUACUUCGUUUCGGAUCGAAAGCCAGAGCAGCAUCUUUUCGAGCAUUAGGUUCAGGCCCAGUUCCAUUUAAAGAUAACUUUUCCCAACGCAGUUUAUUUUCACAAAUAACAAAAUGGAACAAGCAUUCACAGAGAAGUAUCAAUAUCCUGAAAGCUCGUUUUGUGUCCAUUCUCAGUUUAACCAUAACUGAUUUGCAACUUUAUUUCCCUUCGCUUUCUAACUUCUGUUGCAGUUAGAAAUUUGAAAUGCUUAACUCGACUUUUUUUAAUAAUUCUAAGAAUCUACGCGAGUUCUUUUCAGCUGGUUUGAGAUGCCUCCUUUUCUGUCUUCUCUCCAAUAUUUCUUUUCCAAUGGAAAUUUAAUAAUGUUACACCAUCAGAAAGUCGCAUCUUCCGCCAAUACUUUGCAUUCUACAGUGUGAUCCAAUGUCAUGCUCCUCCGUUGUAAACCUAAGUUGAUCUCACAUCUAAGCAUGACGAGGCAUUUAUCAGGGCUGCAAUUUCAAUAAAGCUAUUCAAGUAAUGUCUGAAUGACGCAACGGGACCUGCCAAAUUUCGAUGAUCUGUGGAGUAUGGCCAAACAUGUUUUUGUUCCGUAA
Rhopilema esculentum is the source of this 4120-nucleotide messenger RNA. Lineage: Eukaryota; Metazoa; Cnidaria; Scyphozoa; Rhizostomeae; Rhizostomatidae. The record is from RefSeq and is a predicted model, not a curated record.